UUUACAGGCAUAGACUUUAAAAUAAGAACAAUCGAAUUAGAUGGCAAAAAAAUUAAAUUACAAAUUUGGGAUACUGCUGGCCAGGAGCGUUUUAGAACUAUUACCACCGCAUAUUAUAGAGGCGCCAUGGGUAUUAUGUUAGUCUAUGAUAUAACUCAAGAGAAAUCAUUCGAGAAUAUUAAAAAUUGGAUACGUAACAUAGAGGAGAAUGCAUCAGCCGAUGUUGAGAAAAUGUUAUUGGGCAAUAAAUGUGAAUUAAAUGAAAAAAGACAGGUGAGUUUGAAACUGUUAUAUGUAUGUAGUUAAUUGAAAUUAUUCCUUCUGGUAUUUUUGUAACUGCUUCGUUGCCAACCAAGCCUUUUUAAUAUUCUAUAUACAAAUUAUAAAUAUAUGAAAUAACUUAAUUUGUUCAUAAUAUAUAUGUGUUUGUUAAUAAAAGUUAAAAUGGA
Lucilia cuprina (Australian sheep blowfly) is the source of this 449-nucleotide messenger RNA. Its product is annotated as ras-related protein Rab-8B. Gene Ontology annotation, molecular function: GTP binding; GTPase activity. Gene Ontology annotation, cellular component: trans-Golgi network transport vesicle; synaptic vesicle; endosome. The transcript is spliced from 2 exons. The annotation marks the transcript as partial. The record is from RefSeq and is a predicted model, not a curated record. NCBI's taxonomy places the organism in Eukaryota, Metazoa, Arthropoda, Insecta, Diptera, Calliphoridae. Gene Ontology annotation, biological process: regulation of exocytosis; cellular response to insulin stimulus; protein secretion.